AGCGUUUCGAUGGUUAAGGAAAAAAAUCAACAACUUGACGGGUAGCGGAGAAAGGGAGCUCGGCUAGGCCGGUGCGGUUCUGACCGAGCGCCGGGCGCCGCAGGUUUUUUGCACGCCAUGGGCAAAAGGGAUAACCGGGUGGCUUAUAUGAAUCCCAUAGCAAUGGCUAGAUCACGAGGUCCUGCUCCAUCUUCAGGACCUACCAUACAAGACUACUUGAACAGACCAAGACCAACAUGGGAAGAAGUAAAAGAACAACUAGAAAAGAAGAAGAAGGGUUCCAAAGCCUUAGCAGAAUUUGAAGAAAGGAUGAAUGAGAACUGGAAAAAAGAACUCGAAAAACACCGGGAGAAAUUGUUAAGUGGAAGUGAGAGCACUUCAAGGAAGAAAGAGAAGAAGAAAAAGGAGAAGAAGAAAUCCAGUAGGUUGUCUCCAUCUUCCUCUUCCUCAUCAAGCUCUGAUUCUUCCAGUAGUUCUUCUGAUUUUGAAGAUGAGGAUAAGAAACAAGGGAAAAAGAGAAGAAAGAAGAAGCACCGCUCCUCACGGAAAUCAUCUGAAAACUCUAGUUCAGAUUCUGACUCGGACGGCAAGGACAGCUUAAAAAAUAAAAGGGCAAAGGAAGACUAUGAAAGAGAAAAGGAUACCAAAAGCCUUGAAAGGAAAAGGAAAAAAGCAGAUCGUGGGGAUGGCAUGUUAUCGACAGAGUCCUCAUCAGAAUCAGAACACACAGAGGAGGUACCAGCAAAAAAGAAGAAAACCAGUGAAGAAAAAGAGAAAAAUGAUAAAACAAAAAAACGGAAGAAGCACAAGAAACAUGGCAAAAAGAAAAAAAAGAAGACAGCCAGCUCAAGCUCUUACUCAGAAUAACUUCAGUCAAGACUCUCUUCCCCCCAACACCUUCUUAUCAAAAGUGCAAUGAGACUAGAGAGAACUGCAACUGUGAAAAUUACGACAAAACUUUACCAAACUGCAUGAGUUCUCUUGUGUAUUAACAAUAUUCUAAACUUUCAGCUUGCCCAGUGCAGUUGGGCUGGAAAUAGCCAUUGUUGUUGCCUGAUGCUUAAAUAUAUGUAGUAUUCCCCACUCCCCUCGGCCCCGGUGACUGGCGUUAAAUGUUUUGAAAUAAGCCCUGCACAUGGCUUAAUGAUGUAACAGCAGUGCAAAAUAGGGUUGGUACAAGAAAAGGGUUUGCCCAUUCCAGGGUCUUUGUAUGUGCACCCUGCACCCAUGGGUCCCCCUGCAUUUUAAUGGAAGGCCCCGAUUCACACACGUAAACAACUGUGCAUGUAGAUCAGCCAUUUACUGUAAUGACUGGGCCAGCCCUUACGGACGGGACACCCUGCCUGUGCACCUCUUCCCAUAAAGCAAACAAUGAAUUUGGGUGUUUUUAUUUUUGAACGGGUGGUUAAAUUUUCAUUAUAUUUUUUUACAAAUAUGCAAAAUUCAUUAUCAAAGAUGAACACAGCAUAGCAACUCCUGUGACAUUUCAUUACUACUGAUGCCAUGUUUUGAAACAGGAAUAUGUCAGUAACCUGUACAAAUGUCAGUUUGUGUGUAUGUAUCAUAAUUUUGCUCUCUUUUUUUUAAAGUGGGGGGGGGCAUGGAUGUUUGUGUUCUCUUGGAUCAGACAGCUUAUUUUGAAUCCUUGCAAGCAACACCAGUGUUUGCUGAUGCUGUUGCUGUGCUUCCAAGGGUACUUUAAGCAGCCAUUUUUCUUUCUGAAUAUGGGGUAGAUUCCAUCGAGAAGACCUUUCCCUGUGAAAACUAAAUAGGACCCGCAGAAGAGCAGUUGUGUUGAUGACUGGUUACGGAAAAGCUAGAUGUGAUUGGGGACAGUCGCUUUUGUUAAUUUACAUGGCCACCCCAUUCACGUAUAAUAGUGUGGAGUGUCUAAAUUUUAUAACAAAAACCACAUGUGACUGAGGAGAGCUGAAAUGUGGCAGCCUUCUCAGUUGUGCUUCAUUGCUCCCCCCCCCCCUUGUCUGGCUCACUUCUGGUAUUGGAGCUGAGCCGGGGGAACGGUGCAUAAAGCAACAAAACUUGGAGAGGUGACACAGGAGGGUGGGGGUGGGUGGGAAGAGAGGCUACCCCCAACCUUUGCUGUUUAAAAAAGACCCUACCCUCCUCUCUCUGCCUCUUUAUGCAUGAACAGGCACGCGAACAAAUGCGAUUUGUCUGUUCCCAUCUAGUCUGGUCCUUGGUUUAUUCAGAACCUGUAGCACAUGCUGCUGGGAUAAGCAAGAAAACACCAGCCUAAAGUGGCAUAGCUGACACCCCAAAAGUGAGGAUUUUACCCCUGUUGAAUCAAAAUAAUACUGAGUACUUAACAUUAUUUGAGGUGGCAUUGAGUUAAUUGAUUUCUCCCCCCCCCCCAGCAAACACUGUUGCAUUUAUUAUUAUUAUUUGUGUUGUCAUUAAGGUAUUUAGAAUUAAUGUUCUGCAUGAUUUUGUCCCGUUUUUAAAUUAACCAAUAGAGAAAUACAGUUGUAAUCGAUGGGAUUUUUAAAAAAAUUAAUUAUGUUUCACAUGCAGCAUUACUUACAGAUUUUUAUUGCAUCCAUGCCUAUGUUUUAAAUGCACACUUGCUGAAGAUAUUUAGCAUGUAAAAAGCUGAGGGAAUGAUAUCCAACAGCUUCAUAUUGAAGCUGAUUUUACUCUACACAAGUUCCGUGGCAGACCUGUUAUGCAACUAUGUCUUGGUAUUCAAAAUUACUGCCAGACACAUAGUAAAGAUAAUGUUUGAAAAAAUUA
Podarcis raffonei (Aeolian wall lizard) is the source of this 2751-nucleotide messenger RNA. RefSeq names its product family with sequence similarity 133 member B (gene FAM133B). The transcript is spliced from 11 exons. The record is from RefSeq and is a predicted model, not a curated record. Lineage: Eukaryota; Metazoa; Chordata; Lepidosauria; Squamata; Lacertidae. Bases 118 to 867 code for a protein of 249 amino acids.